Molecule: messenger RNA, 10603 nt
Organism: Mya arenaria
Lineage: Eukaryota; Metazoa; Mollusca; Bivalvia; Myida; Myidae
Product: multiple PDZ domain protein-like
Exons: 45
Coding region: 139-7404 (2421 amino acids)
Molecular function (GO): protein binding
Source: RefSeq, a predicted model, not a curated record
CCGGAAGUCAGGUGCGUGAUAAAUUGAAUGCGGAAGGAAUUUGACAGAAAUAUUUAAGUUAAUAAACAUCAAGGAGUUGUGAUUGACCCUUGGACUGUUAAUGGUUAAAGCGUCAGCAGUGUUCAGUUUAGGAUCAACAUGUCACUUAUCAAUGAUGGUGACCAUGCAGCAGAGUGCUUGGAUCAUCUUCAAACCCUUCUAUGGGAAUCUGGGGACCACAGCCAGGACGACAAUGUGAGCUCUCUGAUCUGUAUGCUCCAGAGCCCUCUGUUUAGGCAGCUUCUGGUACUGCAGGACUCCAUUGAAGAGCUAAAACAGGUUCAUGAGAGCGGUGGCCUUGAGGGACACGAUGUAGAUUUUCUACCGGAACUUCAGCUCACCCCAGUUGGCCAUACAAACCCCGUUUUUGAAGCAGAGAUACCUCACACCAGCAUGCUGCCUUACCAGUCAACCCCUGCGUACAACGAUGAGUUCCAGCGCGUGAUCGAGGCAGCUGGUGCGGGACGAGAGAUUGAGACAAUGAAGCUGUUCAAGCCAGAAAAACAGUCCCUCGGGUUCAGUGUAGUCGCCAACCCAGGCGAUCCGGCCAUAUAUGUACAGGAUAUCCAGCCUGGCGGGAUUGCUGAAAGACAUGGUCGUUUGCGGGAAAGGGACCAGUUGCUUGCCAUCGAUGGACAGCCACUAGACGUUUCUCACCAGGAGGCGAUACGCAUUCUGCAGCAGACGGGAGGCAUCGUCGAGAUCGUUGUCGCCCGGGGGCCACACCCCUCGGCAACCGUUGCCCCCGACGACCAGCCAGACUCCCUCGACCAGCAGCCAGCCUCGUUACAGAAUAACUCUGAGGCAGAUAUGUUGAAUACAGAAUGGACACAGAUUGAAGUUAUUGACCUGAUCAACGAUGGCACUGGACUUGGCUUUGGUAUAAUCGGGGGUCGUAGCACUGGUGUUGUUGUCAAAACCAUCUUACCUGGUGGCGUGGCCCAUGUGGAUGGCCGUCUCCAUAGCGGGGAUCACAUACUGCAGAUAGGGGAUGUUGAUGUUCGCGGGUUCGCCUCGGAGCAAGUAGCCCAGGUGUUGCGUCAGGCAGGCAGCCAUGUCAGACUUAUUGUCGCCAGGCCCAUCAAUGAGCCAAGUGGAUUACCGACUCCUGAAGCUCCGAUCGUUCCAACAAUACAGCUUGAUGAACAUAUGGAACAGAUAGUAUCGAUGUUGGAGAAACGAGAUCAGAUGAUGAUUGAGAAACAGUCUGAGAUGAACCAACAACAGCAGGACAUGAUGCACAAUGUGGAACUUCAUGGGCCUCCAUACCGAGGUGAGGACGUCCCACCACCAUACAGGGAUGAGGUGCAGCCGGAGGUCGUGUAUUUUGAUGUGACGCUGGGGAAGGAUUCCCAUCAGGGCCUCGGUAUAACCAUCGCGGGCUACAUUGGCAAGGACAAUAACCCAGGAGACCUAUGUGGUAUCUUUGUGAAGAGCAUCACACCGGGAAGCGCAGCACAUCAAGACGGACAGAUACAGGUCAACGAUCAAAUCAUUGAGGUUGAUGGUAAGCCUCUACAGGGCUACACCAACCACCAGGCCGUGGAGGUUUUACGGAACACUGGGCACGAGGUGAAGUUGAAGUUGGCGCGAUACCUGCAUGGCGCCAAGUUUGAGCAACUACAACACUACCUAACUGAUCCCCCUAGCCAGCCAGCACACCAGACUUCAACAGUUCCAGUGACGUCAAGCCCAAGGUCAGAGAACAACUCUUCCCCACCCACUCAGCAUGCAGUGGUCACCGGGGUGGUGGAACUGGAGGAUGUCUCACUACAGGCAGUCUCAGAUGAUAUGGACGCAGAGCUAACGUCUGAGAUUGAGGCAGCAAUCCGAUCAUGCUGGGAGCCGAUCAUUGGGGAAGAAUUUGAUAUUGUGGUGGCUCAGCUGUCCAAGUUCAAAGAAGGGAGCGGGCUUGGAAUCAGCCUCGAAGGAACUGUGGAUGUCGAGAAUGGGGUAGAGGUGCGUCCACAUCAUUACAUUCGCGCAAUCCUUCCAGACGGCCCCGUUGGCGUAAAUGGGCGACUGCAUGGCGGGGACGAACUGCUGGAGGUGAAUGGGAAAAGACUUUUGGGUCUAAAUCACAAAGAAGUCGUAGGAAUCCUCAAACAGCUUCCACAGAAUGUUCGCCUUGUUUGUGCACGUCGUAAGGAAAUGCCUAAUGAUAACUAUGCAGAAGAGUUCGAGACACCACCUCUCAACCCCAGUGUCGGCGAAGUGAGUUUGGAAAGGCUCGUGAAAUCAAAAUCAGACAAUGCGCUAUCGGAGACUAUGAAUCAGAGUAAUUUAUCGGGUAAAAAAUCGCGGUCGCUAGAGCCGCUAAGUGGAUUAGCUAUGUGGAGUGAGGAGCCUAUGGUGAUAGAACUCAGGAAGGGUUACAAGGGGCUUGGAUUUAGCAUACUGGACUAUCAGGACCCAGUUAAUCCUGGUGAGACAGUGAUCGUGAUUCGUAGUCUUGUUCCUGGAGGUGUGGCCCAGAUGGAUGGGCGACUGGUUCCAGGGGACCGACUCAUGUUUGUCAACGAUGUCAACCUGGAAAGUGCGACGCUGGAUGAAGCCGUGCAGGCGUUGAAAGGGGCAGAGAAGGGCGUCGUCCAGAUAGGGGUAGCAAAACCCCUGCCGCUCAGUGGGGGAUUCCCUGAGGUUCCCGUGGAGGAAGAAUUAGAGAAUAUGUUUGAUUCAGAGAUUAGCGCUGACACCAAUAUAGCCACAUAUGCCACCCAACCCAUGCAUGAAUCCGUUUCGCACAGCACGAGUCACAAUUAUAUGAACUUGCAAGACCUUGAAGAAAGUAAUAGUCUUCCAGCAUUAGCCGGCAUCGUACGCCACCAGCAAUCAUCAUUGUCAUCUUCAAGCUCCGAAAGCGAUUCUGAGGAUCGUGUUCCGGAAAUGAUUGAGCAGAAAGUGUCACCAAGUCAUGCACGCACAGAGAGCAGCGACAGUUUUUAUGAGUCUGAUAAAGAGGAACUCUCAUUUUCAACCUCGAUGAAUGAAAGUGGGGCCAGACCUGCUAAACCUGAAAAACCUGCCUUGAAGGAAAAGCCGCAGAUUAAGAGACCCGUCCCACAGCCGAGGAAGCAAGACUCUGUCACGUCGUAUGAGAAUGAAGACGCAAUACAGCUCCUCAAAGAGCAUGAGGAAGCUAUAAAAGCCAGUCAAGCAAGCUUAAGUGAAUCUCCUCUGCCUGUUGCUAGUGAGCUAGAACUUAGUUACGACUACGACAGCUCAACACUUCCUUCUAUGGAAGUCAAACAAAGGGAGACAACUACUAUGCAGCGGGGCGAAUCACCGGAAAUGUUUCUGUAUGAGAACACCUCAUUAGCUCCCUUGCCUUCAUAUGAAGAGGCCGUGUCAGGGGAUGCAGAAUUUUUCAACAUGGAUGAUCUCGAGGCCCCACCUGUUCCGGCCCGUGGAGAUUCAAAUAUGGUGAUGACUCAGAAAUCAGGGUCAGAUAGCUCUUCAUCAGAUGAGACUAACAGGCCCCAGCCCUCUCCAAGAAAGAUAACUUCUUCUGAGAAGACUACAGGCAGGUCUCGUUCUCGACCCCCUGUACCCCCCAAACCUAAGUCCCCGGGUAAGGGGUCACCAGGGGUCAAGGAUGCGCCACCCCCACUUCCUGUCUCCUCCCCUCCCCAUAUGUCUGCACUGGAUGAGGAUACAAAGGAUCUAUUGAAUUGGAUGGAUAAGACAUCUCCAACCGUGUCAGAUCGUGCCCCGUCCAGUGACCAGUCUACAGUGUUAGAAGUGGACUUGUCAGACAGACAGACAGACGUUCUCAAUAUCUCCUCCUCCUCAGACCAGUUCAACACAAGUGACCUUAAGGCAGUAUCAGCAUCAUCGUCAUCCACACCUCGCACAGCUUCACCAGGCAUAUCUCCGAUCACAUCUCCAAGUUUGCUCCGAUCGUUCUCCGGACCUGAUGCAUUCCCUCCGAAUCUGGAGAAACGGAUCACCCUCAAACGAUCUCAUAACAACUUAGGUAUGACCGUAGAAUCUACAGACAAGGGAAUCAACGGCUGUAUGGUAAAGGCGCUCACUAAAACAGGGGCUGUGUACAAGGAUGGGCAGAUCCAGGUUGGGGACUAUAUCAUGUCGAUCAACAACGAAAGCAUGCGACGCAUCACCAACACGCAGGCUCGUGUGAUUCUCCGUAGGGCAUCGCUCAUGGGAAGCACCGAUAUCAGUAUCAACUAUGUGACAGCAGCUGAUGGGGCAGCUCACAAGGAGAUUGUAGCAGGCCGACCUCCGGAGAGCCCAAAUAGCCCACAUAUGAUGCCUUCACCAAAGAUAUUUCCAAAGUAUUAUCGCUCAACCCUGAGCCCCGCUAGCAAGCAUACCGGCAGCACGACAUCAGAAGGUAGUAACCAUAGUAACCAUUCAUCACCUAUGUCAUCGCCACGGAAACUCGCCACCACAUCUCCGAUCACUUCCCCUUUCAAAACAUCACCUCUCUCAAGUCCAGGAAGGACAUCAUCUCUUCCUGACUCGUCUGGACUAGGCAGCCAAAGUCCGAGAUCAACCCCACCCGAGGUAUCCCCUCGACAGAAGGAGACCAUAGUUGUUGGACCAGGGAACCAGACAUGGGGUCCACCCAGGCUUGUAGAGUUGUACAGAGAACAAGGAAAAACUCUCGGAAUCAGCAUUGUUGGAGGGCGUGUGGACAUGUUCCAUGUAUCCGAGGAGCACAUGAUCUCAGGAAUCUUCAUCAAACACGUUUUAGAAGACAGUCCCGCAGGACGCAAUGGAACGCUCAAAACUGGCGACAGGAUAUUAACGGUUGAUGGUAAGGACCUUCGUAAUGCGACGCACGACCAAGCGGUGGAAACUAUUCGACAUGCCAGUAACCCUGUUAAGUUUGUCGUCCAGAGUCUUACUGACCCUGCCUGUCCUCGCGAUCUUGAACAAGACACCAAGUCUGUACAAUCUUACGAUGAGGCAUCCCAAGUAGGCCUCCCUCAAUCAGCCCCACCCCCUGUGCCGGUGGAUGAGGCCCCCAUCCAGACCAGCUCACCUGUACCCCCAACAGAGGCCCCACCCCUAACCACUCAAUCCCAUGGGGGUCACAGAGCAGCAUCCCCAUCCGAUGAACAUGUGGACGAAUAUGGGUACUCACUCGAGCGUAUCCAGCGUCGCUAUGGUGACCUGAACGGGGAGUUGUUAUUGGUGGAACUGACACGAGGGUCUGGCGGGCUCGGAAUCAGUCUUGCAGGCAACAAGGAUCGCAACACGAUGAGCGUGUUUGUGGCGGGAAUACAGCCCGAGAGUGCCGCCGCACAUGAUGGAAAUAUCAUGGUCGGAGAUGAGCUACUGGAGGUGAAUGGAAAUGUCCUGUAUGGGAGGAGCCACCUAAAUGCCUCGGCAAUUAUUAAAGGCAUCACCACACAAGUCAUCAAGUUUGUUCUCUUACGGCGUGAUGACAACCUGGAAAGAAUGGCGGUCAAGCCGUUAAAGGUCACCUCCCCCAUAUUAAAACAUGAUCUGCCCCAUGAGCAGAAGCAGUCAAGCCCGCUGCUCUCAGAGCCCGCCACAUUAAACCCCACCCCCUCAGAAGAGAAGCCUACCCCCACACUGCUCACAGCCACCCACGAUGUGAUACAGGUCAUCUCGCUCAACAAGGGACCAAACGGGUUAGGGUUUGCGAUUGUAGAAGAGACACAGGAUGGUCGCCCCGGGAUCUAUGUGCGCAGCAUUACAGUGGGGGGCGUUGCAGCUAAAGAUGGGCGCCUCACGGUUGGAGACCAGCUUCUUGAAGUGCAGGAUAAAAACCUACAGGAUGUGCAUUAUGAUAAGGCCAUUGAGAUACUACGCAAUAUGCAAGGAACAGUACGAUUAAAAGUGAGAAAGUGUGAUGAAGAUGGUGCCCUUCAUGCUCAAAAUAAUAUCCAAGGGCAAGUCACUCUACCUAACCCUCCAGGUGAAUCAUCCACUGAUGGUUCAACAGCCAAUCAGACGGCAGAUUCCGGGUCACAUGACCCCCUCACAUGUCCAAUCAUUCCCGGCCAGGAAAUGCGCAUUACCAUAGAGAAGGGUCGUACAGGAUUGGGUCUUAGUAUUGUGGGUGGGGCAGACACGCUGUUGGGAGCAAUCAUCAUUCAUGAGGUGUACGAGGACGGAGCCGCUGCCCGGGAUGGUCGGCUCUGGGCCGGGGACCAGAUUCUAGAGGUGAAUCAUGAAAAUCUAAGGGAGGCAACUCACGACUAUGCAAUUCAAGUUCUUCGCCAGACCCCACCAUCUGUUGACAUGCUGGUAUUCCGUGAUGACUCUCAUGUGAAGGAGGAGGACAUUUACGACAUCUUCACUGUGGACCUUAUCAAAAAGCCCGGCAGAGGGCUAGGACUGAGUAUUGUUGGGAAGCGUAAUGAUGUUGGUGUGUACAUAUCGGACAUUGUGAAGGGCGGGGCCGCGGAGUCUGAUGGUCGCCUCAUGCAAGGGGAUCAGAUACUCACAGUGAAUGGGGAAGAUAUGAGGAACGCUACACAGGAAUAUGCUGCUGCCGUGCUCAAGACAACAAUGGGUAAAGUGGCAUUGACUGUUGGUCGAUUGAAAGCAGGUUCCCGCACUUCCUCGCGUAAAAACUCCAACAACGCAGGAUCGGGUCUGCGCAAAUCAGAGUCAACAGCAAGCAACAAGUCACGUGGGGGUCGACACUCCAAAAUGGCAUCUCCUGAUUCUGAUAUAGAAAACAGUGAAGAUAUAAGUCACAUCCGUGUUAUAGAGCUUGAACACGAUGCUAACGGCUCUCUUGGGCUCAGUAUAGCCGGCGGAGUCGGUUCAUCACUUGGAGACACGCCCAUCAUUGUUGCCAACCUUACAUCUGGCGGUCCUGCAGAGAGAUCUCGUAAACUAAAAGUUGGAGACAGGAUCCUGAGUGUGAAUGGUGUGAGUACGGAGAAGAUGGACCAUGACCAGGUGGUCAGCCUGCUCAAGUCCUCCCAGCCUCCUAUUACCCUCCAGGUCACACAGGGAGAGCAGACGCAGGUGAGUGUGAGUGGGCGUUCUUCAUCAACCAGGGGCUCAACAAGGGGAACAGCAUCUGACACUACAAAACUCACUCCAUCCAGCCCGCAGGACAACAAUGUCUUUGAGGACGAUGAUGUGCCACCGCAAUACAAGACAAUAGUCCUAGAACGAGGUGUAGACGGCCUGGGGUUCAGUAUUGUCGGCGGCCAUGGAAGCCCACACGGGGAUCUCCCUAUAUACGUGAAAAAUGUGUUCUCCAAGGGAGCUGCGUCUGAAAAUGGCCAGCUCAAACGCGGUGAUCAGAUUCUGUCCGUGAACGGCGCCAGUCUUGAGGGUCUCACACAUGAGGAGGCAGUGAACAUUUUGAAAAAUGCAAAAGGCUCUGUGAUAAUGAAUGUGUUGUCCUAGCAACCAGACAUUUCUUGUGGAGAUGAAUAAAUAUUUAAGGAAUAUGAAGUGAAAAAUGAUGUUUGUUUUAUGAAAAACUGGAGAUAACCUCUUCUUUUUUAAUUUACCACAAAAAGACUCAUUGUUUUUUAUGGUUAAAAUUGCAAUCAAGAUGUUUGAAAAUGAAAUUAUGCAUUUGUCUUUUGUAUGGUUUCAUUGUUACGAUUAUUUUUUAUUUUUAAUUGGCUCACGUUUGUAAAUUGUUGAUAUUAAACAUUUUUCUCAAGUUAGUUUCCUCUUUUGCUAAAAGCUCUUUGCAUCAAAGGUCGUCUGAUGAUCUUUAUAAUUCAUUUCAAAAGUAUAUUAUAAUGUCCACUGAAAGUUGUAAAUAAUUUUACAUUGUGACGUCAUAGCAAACAUAUAGACUUUAAUAAAUAAACUAUAGUUUGUAGAAUUGCGACAAAUAAUAAUCGCGAAUAUCUUAGAUAAACUACUGAAACUAGAUAGGUAAUAAAAAAAUUGUUAAGGGGGUUUUGAGAAUUCAUUAUGAUGAUUUUUAUUAUAUAGACCGUAGAAAACCUUAUUAUUUUCAGUGUAUAUUGUUUAUAUUUUCCGUGGUUUUAAUGUUUGAUGUUUUUUCGUAUUUUUAUAUCAAUUUUCCAAGGUUGUGACAUAAGCAAUAUUUGUUGUAUAAAUCUCUGCUACAGUCGAUAAUUAUCUUCCUUGAUGUGGUUGCGUUGCGUUUGUUAGAUUUUGAUUAAUAAAACUUGUGAUUUGUUUUCAUUGUACAAAAAAGUUUAUUUACGACACUUUCUUAUUUAAUUGGGGUCGAUCAUUGAAUUUUUUUAUUGAAUUAGAUUUUAUUUUUUCUAUAUCGUUCAUGGCAAAUAUUUAUUUGUAACUAUGUUGAGUUAUCAUAAAAAUAUUGGGUAAGAGAUCUUUUGUUAAUAUAAUGAAAAUUGGCUUAAUUAUUUAGUGACCAAGUUUUGUCAAUUUUUCGGGAAAAAAUGUUUUCACAAUAUUAAUCAGUAAGGAAGCCUUUUACCCAUUCUUUUUAAAUAUUUAUAUCUCUGAAAUUUGACUUUUAAUUUACUCAAAAUAAAUUAUUUAUAUUACGUUCAAAAAUAUAAAAUAUUCAAGAAACAUAUUCUGUCAUUACGGUAUACAUGUAGAUCACUGGGCUUACUUAAAUUAAGUUAAGCCAAUUUGGACGGGGUUUUAUAUGUAAACAAGAGACAUAUGAGGUGUUCAGUCAUUUAAACAGCAAUUUUUAUCUUUGUGUUCUCCGAUCAACGUUUUGCCUGUCACUUGUCAGAUUUGAAGCAUUCCAUAUACACUAUUGAAGUGAAAGGAGUUCGGAUAGUAUCUGUAUGAGUUGGCCUACAUGUUAAAAUUAUGAAAAAAACCUCAUCUGAAAUCAUAUUCUUUACAUGAAUGUAUUUCAAGAGUUCAAUAAAUUAUGUUGUUUUCUUAAAAUUUCAAACUUCAAGCUCUCCAAAAUCAGAAUUACUUGAACAAUUCAAAUAUUCCAAAAUAUUGUUUUACUAUAAAGACACAUGUUAAUGUUCUGUAACCCCAAAAAUAACAAAGUUCCUCUUAAAUACUGAAAUAUUCCUUAUUGGAAAAUAGGACAAUCCCUAAUUUAAUUAUUCAAGAUACUGUACCUCAUCCUAAACUUCACAUAAAAAUGUAGACUAUUCUGUUAAUUGUUACUUUUAAAAAUAAUGUGAAACUAUCCUUUUUACUUGAUGUCUGCCGAUAAAAGAGAAACUUGAUUAGAUAAUAUUUAUCUUACACUGUCAAUAACCAUUUUUAUGUAAUUAUGUAUAAUUUAGAGCUCUUGCAUUUAACUAUAUUUUCAUUUUAAACAAAUACAUGUGUAUGUAAUAAUUGGCCAGCUGUAUCCUUUUAUGUAAAGUCCCUUGUAAGUAUCUUAUAAUAGGAUUAAACUAAGGUCGCUAUUUCUGUUUUGGUAUAAUUUGUAUAGUAUCUCACUCUAAAUAUGAGCUUUUGGACUUAAAAAAGAAAUUGUCUUUAUGAUUCACUCAAUAUACUUAUUUUUAUUAAGUAAAAGAAGAAUUAAGUAAGAAACUUGGCUUAAUGAAACAAAGUACAUAUAAUUAAGCUUGUUACUCUAAAGAAAUUUUAGAAAUAUGGACGUGGUUGAAAUUGAAAACUCUUUGGGUUGCCAAUUGGAUUAGAUUCGGGUCAUGUGUGCUUCGUCUGAUGGGAUCUGCCAAUACAAUUACACUUGAGUCAGAUUUGAAACUCUGUUGAAUCAGUCAUGCUUGAAUCAAUUUUGUAUUUUUGGUACAACUCUUGCAUCAAGUUUGUUUCGGGAGUUGUUAUGAUCUAAAACAUGGCCAUUUAUGAUUGUUUGCUUAACAUUCCAUUACACUUAUAUUUAUGUUAAUUUUGAUGUUAUCUGAACAACGCAGGUAUGCUUUGAUCAAAAAGAGGGAUGAUCCAAAAUAAACAGGAUUGUUCUAAUAUAAAAUAUACAGUAUAAUAAUAUACAUCAAAAUAUACAUUAUCAAGAGGCAGGGAGUAUCUGCUACAAACACUAAAUAUUGUAUGGCAAUGGUGUGUAUGGUGCAAAUGUUACAGUGGUCCGAACAGGGGCACUAUAUAUUAAAGGGCACCCGGCAAACAGUUUAUAUAUUGUUAUAUUGUUACACUUAACAACUCAAUAUUUUAAUCAGCAAGCCAGUCCAGGUAAUUUUGGAUCACCCCUUGUAUAACCUCUGUUACAAGAAUCAGUUUUAUGCUAAAUUUUCAGAUUGUAAUGUUUCAGCCAUUUUUAGCUUGUCUGUUAUAAGAAAAAAAAGUAGAGGUACUGUGAUAGCAAUUUGUGUUGUUGACCACAGCAUCGUGCACAAAUUAACUUUGGCAAGAAUUUGAAGAAACUAAUGUGAAAGAUAUUCAAAUGAAACUUGGAUUAUAAUUCUCACAUGUAAAUCAAGGCCAAUAACUUUUAUAAAUGUUGAGGUAUGUCCCUUGUUUGACUGAAAUAAAAAACAGACGGGCAUUGGCGUUUGCUCCAUGGCGCUCUUGCUAUUGGUAUAUUAUCUGUACUUGUUUCAAAACCCUGAAAUCAAACCCUGUUUUCAUGUUCAUUACUUUCCAUUAAUACUGUUGAUUGAUAUGUUAACUAUUUGUUAAAUCUAUUAUAGGUAAACUAAUUAUUCUUAAUCACAUUUAUAAUAAAUGAAAAACUAUG